Pieris napi is the source of this 2224-nucleotide messenger RNA. Its product is annotated as UDP-glucosyltransferase 2-like. Gene Ontology annotation, molecular function: UDP-glycosyltransferase activity. NCBI's taxonomy places the organism in Eukaryota, Metazoa, Arthropoda, Insecta, Lepidoptera, Pieridae. The transcript has 10 exons. Bases 90 to 1661 code for a protein of 523 amino acids. The record is from RefSeq and is a predicted model, not a curated record.
UUUGUUUCGUUAAAACAAGUUAAGUGAAAAGAUGUUAAAUAUAAAAGAGCAUUCCUUUUAAUUUUAUUAUAUUUGAGAAAUUAAAGAAGAUGGCGUUAAAGAUUUUCCUCCUUGGUGUAUUGUUAUUUACAUCAUAUAGUGACGCUUUGCGUUUGUUGGUGUUCUUCCCUAUGCACGCAAAAAGUCACAGUAUUUUAGGUCAUGGUGUCGUCGACAAUCUCUUAGCGGCAGGACAUGAAGUUGUGCAUAUAACUCAUUUCCCAAAAGAUAUAACUGUACCAAAUUUAUUGGAGAUAAAUGUUUCUAAAGUAGGUGAGAGGAUAAAGAAAUCUCUUUUCAAGCAUGGAGACCUAACAAUAAGAAAAAUUGCGCAAGCGAAAUUAGAUCCUAUUGUCCUAAUGGGAUUUAUGUGUGAAGUGCACAGACAAGUUAUUGAAGAUCCAGGCGUGUUAGAACUUUUUGAAAACCCAAAACAUAAGUUUGACGGAGUCAUUUUAGAGUGGUUCUACUCCAAAUUUGUUGCGGGUAUUGCACCGUUAUUCGGAGCACCGCUGAUUUGGGUCGUUUCAACAGAAGCUCAUUGGCAAGUCCUAGAACUGAUUGAUGGGCCAAGCAACCCAGCUUACAAUGUCGAUCUCUUUUCGACAAACUCUCUUCCUCUUAAUUUGUUCCAAAGGACUGAAGAGCUAUAUACCAUGGUUAAGGUAUAUAUACAAUCCAGUUAUUACAUUAUACCAAAAGAGAAGGAUAUCUAUGAGUCAACAUUAACGUCAAUAGCUCGAAAACGAGGCGUAACGCUGCCUACCUUUGAGGAGGCGGUUUACAACGCAUCAUUGAUGUUAAUUACUUCCCAUCCAUCUAUAGGAACUCCUUAUAAACUGCCCCAAAACGCCAAAUUGGUUGCUGGAUAUCAUAUCAGUACUGAGGUUAAGCCACUGCCAGAGGACCUGAAAAAGUUAAUGGACAACGCAAAAUAUGGAGUGGUAUACUUCAGUAUGGGUUCACAUCUCAAGAGUUCUGAUAUGAGUGAGCAAAUGAAAAAUGGUUUACUAAAAAUGUUUGCAAAAUUAGAUGAAACAGUGAUAUGGAAAGUUGAAGAUGACCUAGAAAGUGUUCCUAAGAAUGUCCACCUUGUAAAAUGGGCACCGCAACAGAGUAUCUUAGCUCAUCCAAACCUCAAAUUCUUCAUUACACACGGUGGCCAGCUAUCAACAACAGAAGCUAUACAUUUUGGUGUCCCAGUCAUAGGAAUUCCUAUCAUGGGUGAUCAAUAUGUAAACAUGAAUUCAGUUAGCAACAAGGGCUUUGGAAUCACUGUAAAGUGGUCUGAAGAUAGCAUCAUUUCUGAUUUAACAGCUGCGAUUCAAGAGAUAAAGACAAAUCCAAUGUACACGACAAAAGCCAAAGAGAUAUCAGAAAUAUACCACAACCGUCAAGUGACCCCAGGCAAAGAUCUGGUCUACUGGGUGGAAUAUGUGAUUGCAACCGGAGGCGCACUCCACUUGAGAUCACCAGGAUUAUCUUUACCCCUUUAUAAAAAGCUUUACUUGGAUUUAUUAGCUCUGAUUAUAAUAGUUGUGUACUUCGUGACGAAGAAACUCCGGCCUAUAAUUUGUAAGCGGUGUCGGCGUCGGCCUGUUAAGAAGGAAAAGACAAAGUAAUAUAUUUGGAAAUUGCCUCUUUAAGGAAUAACUCCAUUUUAUUGCCUUUAUACUAUAGAUGCUGUUGUUUUUUUUUUAAUUUAGUUAUCCCACGUAGGGAGCUAGUUCGCUGUAUAGAGAGUAAUUAUGCUUUAGAUUUUAAGUCAACUGUUAACUGAUCAAGUAUUAGAUUUCGUAGAUGAUUUGCAUCGUUUUUAAAUAUAUAUGUCAGAGCAAUGGCCAAUGGCCAAAUAACGUUAAUACAAGUAGUUUUAUUUGUGCCUGUUUGUGAAUAUAGCAAUAAAUACUUCAGAUAGACAUAAUUUAUUUAUAUUUAACUAAAAGGUGGCAAAAUAUAUUUAUUAACCUUGAAAAUGGCAUUAACAUAUAGCAAGUUCAUCAGACGAUACUUUUUGGUAAUUCAUUAUUAAAUAGUGCAUCACGCACAUUGAAGAAUAAAAAAGGAAUUUAAAUAUGAAUUAAUAACUAGUUAUGAAUGCUUAUUUUUAUACAAUAUGUAAGCUGGCUUUCAAUGGAUUAGGUAUGUGUAUUUUCAUAUGAAUAAAAGUUACUUUUUACGUAAA